Molecule: messenger RNA, 4825 nt
Organism: Amphiprion ocellaris (clown anemonefish)
Lineage: Eukaryota; Metazoa; Chordata; Actinopteri; Pomacentridae
Product: tyrosine-protein kinase JAK2-like
Exons: 24
Coding region: 490-3894 (1134 amino acids)
Biological process (GO): cell surface receptor signaling pathway via JAK-STAT; intracellular signal transduction; hemopoiesis
Cellular component (GO): cytosol; cytoskeleton; membrane
Molecular function (GO): ATP binding; cytokine receptor binding; non-membrane spanning protein tyrosine kinase activity
Source: RefSeq, a predicted model, not a curated record
UCUGACACGGAAGAAACAAACCGCGGCUGAGUGUGUCAGAAAACAGCCGUUUGUAGAAACAAUCCUGCUCCGCCUUCAUCACCACCACCAUCAUCAUCAUCAUCCGGGGAGCGGAGCAGCACGGGGCUCUUAUCUCAACACAACCGAGUCUGACGGAGAGGCUGACCUGGAGUUUCUGACCCCAAAAGACAAACAUGUCGAGGGAAACAUGAGACAGAGCCGUCAGCGUCAAGUGUGAGAAGAAAACCGCUUCGGGAAGAGAUGUGAAGACCGACAGAAUGACAGUUGACGGGACGAAUAACGACGCAGCGGCACUUUUAGUUGACCGACACCGGGAGCCGUUAGAUGCGUAGUCCGGCUGGCUAGCUAGCCCCCGCGAGUCCGUCGGAAGUUGACUCUGUUCCGGACUACACACCGACACAUCGACCCCUUGGGUGCUCCACACACAGCACAGCCGAACAAACACGGUGGAUUUUUUUUGAGCAGCACAUGGCCUGUAUUCUGCUAACAAACAUGGAUCCACCUCCGUCCAGUCCCACAACACAUUCCAAUGGCCUCCCGCUUGACCUCGACUCAGCCACCGGACUCGACUCUAAGCCGGACUUGGAAGCGACCUGUUUGAGUGUCCACCUUUACUACCUGGGGAACGAUGAAGGAGAAGGUGGGGCCAAGUGUUCAGAAAGUGGGCUCACGUUUCCAGCUGGAGAUUACGUAGCAGAGGAACUGUGCAUCAAAGCAGCUAAAGCAUGUGGCAUCGGUCCAGUUUACUGCAGCUUGUUCGGCCUAAUGAGGGAAAGUGACCGGAUAUGGUUCCCUCCUAACCACAUCUUCAAAGUGAAUCACUCAGCCAAUGAGACCCUGCACUUCAGAAUCAGAUAUUAUUUUCCUGGCUGGUAUAACAGCAGCAAUUCAUCCUACGCCCAUCGCUACGGCUUGUCCAAAGGAAUGGAAAGCCCUGUGAUGGAUGAUUGUGUCAUGGCAUACCAGUUUUCUCAGUGGCGUAGUGACUUUCUGAAUGGCUGGGUUCAUAUUCCAGUGAGCCAUGAGGCCCAGGAGGAGUGCUUGGGCAUGGCUGUGCUGGACAUGAUGAGGCUUGCAAAAGAGAGUGGUCAGUCACCAGUGGACAUCUACAAUGAUAACAGCUACAAGUCUUUCCUGCCGAGAUGCAUGCGAAGCCGCAUCCAAGAGUAUAACAUCUUGACCCGGAAGAGAAUCCGCUACCGCUUCAGGAAGUUCAUCCAGCAGUUCAUCGAAUGCAAGACCACAGUGUCUAACCUCAAGCUCAAAUACCUGAUCAAUCUGGAGACGCUGCUUCCCUGUCUCUACUCUGAGCGCUUCCAAGUCACCAACCUCUCUUCACAAGAGGUUACCAUCGUGGUCAUGGGCAACAAGGGCAUCCAACGGUCAAAAGGGAAACAGGACAAGGGAGCAGAGGAGGAGCUAGAGACGUACUGCGAUUUCCCAGCGGUGAUUGACAUCAGCAUCAAACAGGGCAAUAAGGAAGGCUCAGCAGAGAGUCGCAUAGUCACCCUCACCAGACAGGACAACCAUAUUCUGGAACUGGAGUUUCACUCGCUCUCAGAGGCCCUGUCAUUUGUAUCAUUAGUUGAUGGAUAUUACAGACUGGUCGCAGAUGCACAUCAUUACCUGUGUAAAGAAAUAGCUCCACCAAGACUUCUGGAGUGCAUUCAGAGCUACUGCCAUGGCCCUGUGUCAGUGGAGUUUACAACUGGUAAACUGCAUCGCUCCGGUAACCACCAGGGCCUUUACAUCCUUCGCUGCAGUCCCAGAGACUAUGACAAGUACUUUAUGUCCUUUGUGGUGGGGUAUGAGACUAUGGUGGACUAUAAGCACUGUCAGAUCAUGAAGACGGAUUCAGGAGAGUACAUUCUGAGUGGUGCCAAGAGGAGCUUUGGCUCUCUCAGGGAACUUCUGCAUUGCUACCAAAAGGAAGCGCUCCGUACUGAUGGGUACACGUUUCAGCUCACCAGGUGUUGCCCACCAAGUCCCAAAGAUAAAUCCAACCUGCUGGUGUGUAGAAAUAAUCAAGGGGCAGAAAUUCCUCUGUCUCCUUCACUCCACAAGCACAUCAGCCAGAUGGUCUUCCACAAGAUCCGAAAAGAGGACCUUGUCAUCAAUGACAGUCUGGGCCAAGGAACCUUCACCAAGAUCUUCUGCGGUGUGAGGAAGGAGCUGGGAGACUACGGAGAGGUUCACCAGAUGGACGUCAUUAUUAAGAUUCUGGACAAGGCUCACCGCAGCUAUUCAGAGUCGUUCUUUGAAGCUGCCAGUAUGAUGAGCCAGCUAUCCCACAAGCACUUACUCCUCAACUAUGGCAUUUGUGUUUGCGGUGACGAGAACAUCAUGGUGCAGGAGUAUGGUAAAUUUGGUUCAGUGGACACAUACCUGAAGAAGAACAAAAGCUGUGUGAACAUCACCUGGAAGCUCGAAGUGGCCAAGCAGCUAGCCUGGGCUAUGCACUACCUGGAGGAUAAGAACCUCAUUCAUGGAAAUGUUUGUGCCAAGAAUGUUCUCUUGAUCAGAGAGGAGGAUCGGAAGACGGGCAGCCUGCCCUUCAUCAAGCUGAGUGAUCCUGGUAUCAGCAUCACUGUGCUGCCCAGAGAAGUUUUAGUGGAGCGAAUUCCCUGGGUGCCCCCUGAGUGUAUCGAAAACCCCCAAAAUCUGAGUUUAGCCACAGACAAGUGGGGCUUUGGGACCACCCUAUGGGAGAUCUGCAGCGGUGGAGACAAACCACUCAGCACACUGGAUUGCUCCAAGAAGAAUUUGUUUUACGAGGACAGACAUCAGCUGCCAGCUCCCAAAUGGACAGAACUGGCCAAUCUGAUAAACAGCUGUAUGGACUAUGAGCCUUCACACCGACCCUCAUUCAGGGCAGUUAUCAGAGAUCUCAACAGUCUCUUCACGCCAGACUAUGAGCUGCUGGUGGAGAGCGAUAUGGUGCCCGGGAGGACACGAGGCUUUGGCUUCCCAUGGACUUCUGAGAGCCAGGAGCCCACCCAGUUUGAAGAGAGGCACCUCAUCUUUCUCAAGCAGCUGGGCAAAGGAAACUUCGGCAGUGUGGAGAUGUGCAGGUACGACCCCCUGCAGGACAGCACAGGGGAGGUGGUGGCCGUGAAGAAGCUCCAGCACAGUACAGCUGAGCACCUCCGGGACUUUGAGCGGGAAAUCGAUAUCCUCAAAUCGCUCCAGCAUGAAAACAUUGUCAAAUACAAAGGAGUAUGUUAUAGUGCAGGACGAAGGAACCUCCGGCUCAUCAUGGAAUAUCUCCCCUUCGGCAGCUUGAGAGAUUAUCUCAUCAAACACAAGGACCACUUUGAUUCCAAGAAACUGCUGCACUAUGCGUCACAGAUUUGCAAGGGUAUGGACUACCUUGCCACCAAGCGUUACAUUCACCGAGACCUGGCUACUAGAAACAUUCUGGUGGAGAGUGAGAUGAGAGUAAAGAUUGGUGAUUUUGGCCUGACCAAGGUGCUGCCGCAGGACAAAGAGUACUACACUGUCAAAGAGCCCGGGGAAAGCCCCAUCUUCUGGUAUGCUCCAGAGUCUCUGACAGAGAGUAAGUUCUCUGUGGCAUCAGAUGUUUGGAGUUUUGGUGUCGUCCUCUAUGAGCUCUUCACCUACAGUGACAAGAACUGCAGCCCACCAGCGGUGUUUAUGGACAAGAUGGGAAAUGAAAAGCAAGGCCAGAUGAUAGUCUACCAUCUCAUUGACCUGCUGACACGUGGAUUUAGGUUGCCUGCUCCAGAUAAUUGUCCAAAGGAGAUCCACAAUGUCAUGAUGGAGUGCUGGAGCAAAGACCCGAGCCGACGGCCGACCUUCAAGACGUUAAUCCAGAGUGUGGAGACUGUACAAGAUGGCCUCAAGGAUGGAUGAUCCCUGAACCCUGCAUGAGUCUUUCACUUUCACAAUGAAGUGCCUGGUUUUACUGCAGUGAUUCGGAUGGUGACGCUCACUUUCUCAACAGUUUACCUUCGUCUUUCUACAGCUACGUGAAGUAUACAAAUUAAAUGAACAAAGCAUACACUACAUCCACCUCCGACAUCAAGUAAAAUAUCGUUUCUGAUGGCUUCAAGAACAUUUUACUGUGGGAUAAAUUAUUUUAUUUGUUCAUGUUGUGUUUUACAAAUUCAGAAAUAGGCAUUGACUUUUGUUCAACUGUGCUGAGUGUUAAAAAGCAGCAACUACUCGGUGCUUUUAUUGUUGCAAAGUGAGCAGAAAGUUGCUUUUUAUCACCAAAGAGGCCACGGGAUUGAGGUGCCUUUGUUUCUCUGCAGCAUCUUGCUGUUACAAGCUGUGGUUUUACUUAAAAAUUUCUUUGAUUUGUGUUCAUGUCAUUAUUUUUCCAGCCAUUUAAAGUUGUUGAACAGUCUGUGAAUGUGUCGACGUGCAUCGCAUUAUCCACCACAAGUGUAUCUGUGGUCACAAGGGAAUUGUUCUUUUUUUUCCUUUAGAUUUUGAAUGUUUAAGACUUUAUGUAGCAGAUGUUAAUGACUGAAGGAGCUGGUUGGUCAUUAUUUGAGUUGAGGCUGGUGGGAAGAGACAGAAUGCAGUUUGUGCUAUAGCGUCUUUCUUUUUUCUUUUUUUUUCAAAUGUGAUUCAAAAAAACUCUCCAAGGUUGUUUUCUGCCAUUAAAAACGAUGCCAAGGAUACCUUCUCACAUCAUUAGCAUUGAGUCACUGUAAAGAGCAAAGUGUUGUGUUUGCCUGUUUGCCCACUAUGGACACUAUUUCUACUGAUCUGGCCAUCAGGAAUAUUUCUUUCAGGAAAAGUCUGUGGAGAAUUAAACUUUUUGAGUUUGCUUUGA